UUAAACGUGAAAGAAAACCUCCAGGGGACACACACAAACACGCAAUGGCGGUUUUAAGAAUGAAGUUCACCAAGAACAAGAGAGACAAGCUGGCCCAGGUGCUGUGGAUCCUGAACUGGAUCUCAGUGUUGACCGGGAUCCUCCUGUUCAGCCUGGGGCUCUUCCUCAAGGUGGAGAUCAACAAGCGAGGAGAGCUGAUGGCGGAGAGGGACAUCCAGUACGUGCCCAACAUGCUGAUCGCCGUGGGCCUCAUCGCCUGCGCCAUAAACUUCUUGGGCGGGAAGAUCUGCUACGACUGCGUGGACACCACCAAGUUCCUGCGCUGGAAGCUGAUCAUGCUGCCCUACAUCAUAUGCACCUUCUUCUUCACCUUCUGCGUGCUGGUCGGGGCCCUGAUGUGCUACAGCAUGCGCGGGGAGCUGGAGGAGUCUCUGGACCUGGGGCUGACGGAGGCCAUGCGCUUCUACAAGGACACGGACACGCCGGGGCGAUGCUUCCUGAAGCGAACGGUGGACAUGCUGCAGAUCGAGUUCCACUGCUGCGGGAACAGUGGCUACAGAGACUGGUUUCACAUACAGUGGAUCAGCAACCGGUACCUGGAUAUGUCCCAAAAAGAGGUGGUGGACCGACUAAGAAGCAACGUGGAGGGCAAGUACCUGAUGGACGGAGUCCCCUUCAGCUGCUGCAACAGCAACUCGCCCCGGCCCUGCAUCCAGCGGCGGAUCACCAACAACUCGGCGCACUUCAACUACGAGCACCAGAGGGAGGAGCUGAACCUGUGGAUGAAAGGGUGCCGCCAGGCGCUGCUGGAGUACUACACGGACAUCAUGCAGUCCAUCGGCCUCACCGUGCUCAUCACCUGGCUGUUUGAGCUGUCCGUGCUGACCGGGGUCCGUUACCUGCAGACGUCUCUGGAAAACGUGGUCAGGCAGGGGGACCCGAACUCGGAGUCGGACGGCUGGCUGCUGGAAAACAGCUUCAUGGAAACCGCCCGCACCAACCUGAACAUCAUCAAGUGCCUCGGCAAGGGCAACCAGAUAGACGCAGGCAACAACGGGGACCCCAACAUCAACGUCCCCUCCGCCUCUAAAGCGCACUACGGGCCGGACAACGUGCCGCCGAAGGAGACGCCUGAAGCCAGUUGAGCGCUCAGGCCUCAACGAGGGCCUUCUCCCUGAUACUUAAAAAAAACAGUUCUUCAUUACUUGGUUUUUUAUUAUUCAUAGAAGUCAAUAGUUUGCUAUACAAAAGGUGUCUGUGUGUGGAAACUAAGGUAUAUUGUGGAUAAUAUUACACAAUAUUGGCACAUUUAGCAAAUAAUGCCUUGUUGACUUAACAUAUGGUCUUUUUUUCGAUGAUGCAAGAAUCCAAGCAACCACAACACGUAUUACUUUUUGAACAUUUGUACUGUAAUUUGCUGUGUACAAACUGUAGGGAUAUAUAUAUGUUAUAGGGAUGAUCAUGUGGGCCGGAGGAAGCAACAGAAAUGUUGCAUGGCAGCUGUUAAGGUAGAUUACAGGUUAUAUUUUCAGGGGGAAAUGCAAAAACUCUGAAGAUGAAUCAAAAAGUGUGCGUUAAUCGAGUUUUAAUUCUCACUUUGAGUUAGAAUCUAGUACUAAACCU
This is a messenger RNA of Pungitius pungitius (ninespine stickleback), 1623 nucleotides long. Its product is annotated as photoreceptor outer segment membrane glycoprotein 2-like. The record is from RefSeq and is a predicted model, not a curated record. NCBI's taxonomy places the organism in Eukaryota, Metazoa, Chordata, Actinopteri, Perciformes, Gasterosteidae. Bases 45 to 1145 code for a protein of 366 amino acids. The transcript has 3 exons. Gene Ontology annotation, cellular component: plasma membrane. Gene Ontology annotation, biological process: visual perception.